UCUCUCUCUCUCUCUCUCUCUUGUGUACGUUACGAGCUCGGCCGGCCAGCCUCAUUCAGUCUCUGCUUCAAGUUGGGAGACCAUUCAGUCUCGCAAUCUCAUUCGCUUCAAAAUCAGCAACUAAGUGUUUUUGCUUUCCCCGAUAUGGACGGCCAUUGAAGAGUUCGAUCGAGCCAGGUCAAAGCCAUUUCUGCUAACUUCAUAAGACCCUAAGAUUUUUCUUUCCGUUUACCGAAAACCGAUCCCAUUUCGAGUGAUUUUCCUUGCCAGCAGAGACUGAUUCGACGUUCUUUUCUGGGAAGAUUCUGAUCCGAAGCUUCAGCUUAAAGCUCCAACUUCCUGGCCGUUUUCGCUUUCCAGGUUUUCCCGCCGUGUUCGUCGGUCCAGAGUUAGAAUCGCUCUCUUCGCGAGGUCGCAGAGGAGUCGCCAUUAGAGGUGGUUCGUGCUUACUCUGUUGUAUUGAGAUUCACGCAUGAUGAGGAGAAGCUGAGUCACAGUACAUCGGAUUAUUCCUCGAGAUGGAUUCCGUUGACCGGACAUCUGUGACGCCAAGCAAGAGCCGAUUGGCACGCACAAUUGCUAAGGUUUUUCACAUUCGAGCUGUGACCGGUGUUGCCCCUGUUGAUGGAAAUCAGAAAACCAAGUCUUAUGAAAGGGUCAAGGUCGUUGAUGAUGUGAGUUAUACCAAUUCUGAGUCAUUUGAUGAGGACAAUGAAAAGCUCCGGCUUAGGGCAGCUACAGAUGCUUUCUUGGCCAGAUUGUUUGCAAGCAUGUCGACCGUCAAAGCAGGAUAUGCCCAGUUGCAGUUUGCUCAGUCUCCUUAUGAUGCUGAUGGGAUUCAAGCUGCUGAUCAGAUGGUGGUGUCGGAGUUGAAGAAUUUAUCCGAGUUGAAGCAAUGCUACCUAAAGAAUCAGUUAGAUGAUUCUUCUCCUGGAAAAACGCAGAUGUUGGCUGAACUCCAGGAGCAGAAGAGUCUUCUGAAAACCUAUGAGAUUAUGGGAAAGAAACUGGAUUCCCAGCUUAAGCUCAAGAACUCUGAGAUUACAUUUCUUCAGGAGAAAUUGGCGGACGCAAACAGGGAAAAUAAGCUCAUCGAAAAGAGACUGAACUCAAGCGGGUUGCUGUCUGUUCCCGACACUCUUCAUCUGUCAAGCUUGGGUCCCAACCACUUCGUUACUGUUCUUCGUCAGACGGUCAAAUAUAUUCGGACUUUUGUGAGGUUGAUGAUCAAUGAAAUGGAACUGGCAGGGUGGGAUUUGGAUGCAGCAGCCAGCGCCAUUGAGCCCGGUGUCAAGUAUUGGAAUGCAAACCAUAGAUGCUUCGCAUUCGAGUCCUUUGUUUGCCGUGAAAUGUUCGAUGGUUUCAACUAUCCAUAUUUCUCUCCUGGGAAGGGAUCUUUGCCCGAGCAGCCGAAGCUGAAACAGCUCUUCUUCAACAGAUUCACAGAGUUGAAGUGUAUGAAAACAAGGGAAUAUCUUGCUAGAAAGCCCAAAUCAUCACUCGGAAAGUUCUGCACUUCCAAGUAUCUGAGCGUUGUUCAUCCCAAGAUGGAGUCGUCGCUGUUUGGAAACCUAAGUCAGAGGAAUGUAGUUAAGUCUGGUGAACACCCGGAGACCACCUUCUUCGCCACAUUUUCUGAAAUGGCGAAGCGAGUUUGGCUCCUGCACUGCCUGGCCUUCUCACUCGAGCCCCAAGCUUCAAUCUUUCAAGUGGCCAACAAGUGUCGCUUCUCUGAAGUCUACAUGGAAAGCGUGUGCGAGGAACCCUUCUUGCCAUCCGGCGGCACCAUGGAACCAGCAGUGGCGUUCACCGUGAUUCCAGGCUUCAAGAUUGGCAGAACCGUUGUCCAGUGUCAGGUAUACCUCUCUUGAUCUCGAAACUCUCAGAUGAACCGAUGAUCUGCAAUUCGAUCAGGGAGGAACUGUCAUCGAUAUGGGGGGGUGUCUUUAACACCAUGGUUUGAACUGGAGACCAACAUCAAUAUCAAUAUCGUCAAAAACUAUAUUUAUCUUUAGAAUCACAGAGAAUCCAUAGAAAUGGCUUUGCGGCUUGUGUUGUGGGUUUUCAACGUUCAACUGGGCCUUUUGUCUCUCUUGUUUUGCGGCCAUUUUCACCACCGCCUGGAACUGUUACUGUGGGAAGUUGACGACGAUGAUGAUGAUGAUGAUUUUAUCCUGUAGUUGUCGAAGCCUCACCUAAUUUUGUUAAUAUUAGGCUGGUGGUGGGGGGAGGAAACUCUUUUCGCUUAGCUUUACUCUCUCUCUCUCUCUCUCUCUCUCUCUCUCUCUCUCUCUCUCUCUCUCUCUCUCUCUCUCUCCAUAUAUAUAUAUUAUAGAAAUGCUUGUAUUUCGAAGUGCUUCCAUAGAAAAACUAAAAUCUGGACUUGCUCAA
This is a messenger RNA of Diospyros lotus (date-plum), 2391 nucleotides long. Its product is annotated as protein GRAVITROPIC IN THE LIGHT 1. Gene Ontology annotation, biological process: negative gravitropism; response to red or far red light. The record is from RefSeq and is a predicted model, not a curated record. The transcript has 3 exons. Lineage: Eukaryota; Viridiplantae; Streptophyta; Magnoliopsida; Ericales; Ebenaceae. Bases 519 to 1871 code for a protein of 450 amino acids.